Messenger RNA from Musa acuminata AAA Group (dessert banana), 695 nucleotides. Its product is annotated as FCS-Like Zinc finger 15. The record is from RefSeq and is a predicted model, not a curated record. Lineage: Eukaryota; Viridiplantae; Streptophyta; Magnoliopsida; Zingiberales; Musaceae. Bases 26 to 412 code for a protein of 128 amino acids. The transcript is spliced from 2 exons.
GAAGCCAUCAUACCACUAGUAGUAAAUGGCGGGUUUAAGUGUUCUCUUAGAACAAAGGGCCUUCCCAAAAUACACCCGGAUCGUGAGCAAAACUUCCGUCCUCAAGAACUCUUCUCCCUUCUCUGCUGCUCCCACUUCUUCUUCUACCCAAGGAAGCACUUUCUUGGAAUACUGCUAUCUUUGCAGGAGAAAACUUCAAGAAGGCCAGGAUAUCUACAUGUACAGAGGGGAUCGAGCCUUCUGCAGCGAGGAGUGCCGGUGCCGGCAGAUAUUUAUGGACGAGGAGAGCGGAAAGAGGGAUCACUGCUCCCUGGCCGCCGCCGCCGCGGCCGAUGGAAAGUACCGGGCCGGGCGCCGCCGGCCGAGGGCGGCCGCCGGCGAACGGGCGCUGGCCGGUGGGUUUGCUUACUAGUAGCAGGGUAGGGAGGAAGAACAGCAGUGGAUGUUUUUUAAUCAUAUUAUGGUUUGACAGAAUUACCCACCGUUUUUUUCUUUCUUUUUGGUCCGGGGAGAAAAGAGUGCACGUUUUAAGGUUAUCUUGGUCUUUUUGUCAUAUCAUCUAGUUGCUUUAUUAGACAAUCUAUAUAAAAUAGACUAAACGGAGAUGCCAGCUCACGAACAGUACAUCUGUAUCCAUCGUGAGCAGUGUAACAUUUUGAGAAUAUAAAUGUAAAGAACAAUAUAAGUGUUGGUCA